CCCAUGCCGGGGGCUACUGCCAGCCUGCUUCCAUAUGGGCUGUGACCUCACAGAGUUCUCCCCACCUGCCGGACUAUGAUGUCAUGGCUCUGCCCAUGUAAGCCAGCGGCCAGCACUUUGUCUCUCCCAGUGCGGUCGUGACCGGCUUUGAGCGAUGGUUGUCGACAGCAUUCUCCUUAUCCCCAGCCUCCUGCUCCUGGUGGCUGGGGUGUCUCUGCUCACCACUGCCUGGCGCCGACAGGGUUCUGACCGGCGCCGGCAAUGGUGGAGAUGGUGGCAACAAGCGGUAGCACUGAAGUCAGGUGCUGAGAGGCAGGCAGGCAGGCGCAGGAGUCCCCUGUGCAGGCCAUGUUGCUCCCAGCAGCAAGCAUCACCAUGGCAGGGCAGUUGCAUCCUACCCCAUCUCAACCAGCCAGGAAAGACCCAGCCUUUGUUGCAGCGCAGUCUAUGCCCUUCUCUUCACUUCCACUCUGCCACUGGUACCACAAGCUCUGCAGGGAAACCCAGCAGGCUUCCCAGACAGGACCAGUGCCCGCAGGUUCUGGUGGCAUGUGGGACCUCCAGGACGCUCAUUCAGUGUUCAAGGCUAGGCAAUGGAGUUCAAGACCUGCCACCUGAGAUCCUCAAGUGCACAAAGCCACCGGUGAAAGGGAUGGUCUUUCAGGAGGGCCUCGUUCAAACAGAGGAGAGAAAACGCUGGUGGGAAUACAAGACCAAGAAGCCUAUUUGGCCUAUGCGCCCCCCAGCACUUCCCAGAGGGCACAAGAAAGCAGGAGCUGCAGCAAGGCCAUCAUGUGGACCAGCUUUGAGCCUGGAGAAAAAGGCAGACUGCAAAACUGAAACCUGCCAGCCCUUCGCCUCUGGCGUCAGUGACAAGAGAAGCACAGGGAAAUUGGACGCGCUCACUAUGGAUAGGCUGUAUCAGCAGCUCCUGGUGUCCUUCAAACAGCCCAAGACUAAGAACUGAAGAGCAACCUUCUGUAACCUCUUCCUGCACACAGCCACCAGCGAAAGGGACGAUUGUGCAGGAGACCAUCCUUCCAACAGAGGAGGGGAAAUGCUGGUGGAAGAGCAAGGCCAACAAGCCUCUUGAGUAUUGUAUAGCUUCCCCAGAUCUUCCCAGAGUCCAGGGUUGCAGUCAGAGUUGCAGGACCAACACCAGGGCCAGCUUCAAGCCUGCAGAAAAGGAGACAGCAGAACUGAAACCUGCCGGCAUCUAAACACUGCUGUCAUUGUUAUGGAUUCAUUGUUGACAUACCAAUAGAGAGCUGAAUCUCAGCCCUAAGAUCAUUGGUGCAUCAUACUAUUUCAGUUGACUUUCAGAUUUUUAAAAAGAUAAUUUAAUAAAAGUCU
Gallus gallus (chicken) is the source of this 1353-nucleotide messenger RNA. RefSeq lists its product as uncharacterized. Lineage: Eukaryota; Metazoa; Chordata; Aves; Galliformes; Phasianidae. The transcript is spliced from 3 exons. Bases 155 to 967 code for a protein of 270 amino acids. The record is from RefSeq and is a predicted model, not a curated record.